Messenger RNA from Boeremia exigua, 927 nucleotides. RefSeq lists its product as uncharacterized. The record is from RefSeq and is a predicted model, not a curated record. The transcript has a single exon. Bases 102 to 842 code for a protein of 246 amino acids. Lineage: Eukaryota; Fungi; Ascomycota; Dothideomycetes; Pleosporales; Didymellaceae.
AUAAUCCGCGACACCUAACAUGUUGAACACAAAGGAUCUCCCGCACAAAAUAAGAGUUUCAAUUCGAAUAGCUCGUUGCAGCAGGCUGCACAUCAAUCCAAAUGGCACCAAAACGCAAGAAUGCACGCAUCAUUCAGACCAGGACGCCUACCAGAUCCUCCUCAACAGUAUUUUUCUACCACCCUGACGAGAAGCCGUACGGUGUCUUCUGCCAAUGGAAGUCGUCUCCUAUCACGAUCCCUACCACCACUCUACACAGCAUCUCGGCCAGACCUUCGGACACUGAUCUUCUCGUGGAGCACGGUAACAGCAUCUCGUUCUCGUGCGCUGAACAAUCAUACAUGUUUUGCAAAGCGCUCUACUUUGGCGAUGCUGAGUCAUGCAGAAAGAUCCUGAUGACCGUGGAUCCAGCAGAGCAAAAGAAAUUCGGCAAGAGCGUGAAGGGAUUCAGCGACGAAGAGUGGGACAAAGUGAAAAGCCGUGUUGUAAGGGUGGGCAACUGGUACAAGUUCACGCACCCAGACAAUAGACAUAUGAGAGAUGUUCUGCUUGAGACUACAGACAACGAGCUUGCUGAAGCUGGGCGCAGGGACCGGGUUUGGGGGAUCGGGUAUCAGGCGCAUGAGGCUGAAAGGUAUAGAAAGAACUGGGGCCUGAACAAGUUGGGGAAGACGCUUAUGGCGGUUAGGACAAGGAUAGGCGAGGUGAUGCUAAAAGAGAGGGAGACGGGGGUGAUGGAUAGUUGGGUUUGGGACGGCGGAGAGAAUGAUGAGGUUGACGAGGCUGAGUUGAGGGUUUGGACCGGGAUACAAGAGCAAGUGGGGGACGAGACUGCAGAUUGAAAGAGAAACGCAUAGAGUGUGACAGUGAUAGGUCUUUUAGAGACGUCACAACGAGACAGUCAACUCUGUGCACUCUACCUCAAAU